Molecule: messenger RNA, 1779 nt
Organism: Penicillium soppii
Lineage: Eukaryota; Fungi; Ascomycota; Eurotiomycetes; Eurotiales; Aspergillaceae
Exons: 3
Coding region: 1-1779 (592 amino acids)
Molecular function (GO): copper ion binding; oxidoreductase activity
Source: RefSeq, a predicted model, not a curated record
AUGAUCUUCUCUCUUGCAAGCGUCUCUAUUUGGCUUAUAUGCCUGGCCCAAUGGUCGUCUGCGGCAACGGUUUUCUUCCCAAUUACCUUGACAUGGUCGAACAGAACGGUUGCCGGAGUCACCAGGCCAGUGAUUUCAAUGAAUGGCCAGUUUCCCGGGCCUCCGCUGUACCUCAACCAGGGCGAUAAUGUUCAGUUCCUGGUGGACAAUAGAUGCCCGUUCAAUGCUACUGUUCAUUUCCAUGGGAUUGAACAGCUAGGGACACCUUGGUCUGACGGUGUUCCCGGUGUCUCCCAGCGAUCGAUCGUGCCUAAUAGCUCCUUCCUCUAUCGGUGGAAAGCAACCGAAUACGGGGCCUAUUGGUAUCAUGCGCACCACCGUGGCUCUCUUGAGGACGGACUCUUUGGCCCAAUAUACAUCACUCCAGCUCCUACAGUGCAGAAGCCUUUCGGUCUUAUCGCAAACGGUUCAGCUCAAUUGAAUGCUAUGAUUAACGCUGAGAGUACGACCAGCCAGGUCAUACUUUCAGAUUGGCGUUCCCUCACAUCAGAGCAAAUCUGGGCUGCCGAGAUCGCAUCUGGCACCGACGCAUGGUGUGCCAACGCCUUGCUGAUCAACGGGAAAGGUUCCGUUACCUGUUUGCCCCAGGAUCAAAUUAAUGCCUUGACGACGCCUGCUCAGAGAUCAAUACUAGGGCCCAAUCGCAAUCUCACAGAUAUGGCGUGUUGGCCUCCAACGGUCGAAGAGAAUGUAUUCAAUUUCCCACAUAAUUAUAGUGCUGUCCUCCCGACCAUGUUCUCGGGCUGCGUACCAUCACAAGGUCCCCAAGAGCACUUUUUUGUCAAUGCGGCUCAGCAAUUCGUGAGCCUGGACUUGAUCAGCGCAGCUGGUCUUCUACAACUGACGUUUUCAAUCGACGAGCAUUACAUGUGGGUAUAUGCCAUUGACGGGCGGUACAUCCAACCCAUACGAGUCAACGCACUUACCAUCUCGAACGCAAAUCGAUACUCGGUACUUGUGCCACUCACUCAACCUAGAGGACUGUAUACAGUGCGUAUGGUCAGUGCAGGUAUACAGCAAAUCCUCAAUACCACCGCGACAUGGCAGUACACAGGCUCUCAACAACUCUUCCGACCCUCCAAUCCAUGGAUAAUGAUCAACAAUUUAAACGCAACGGCAAACACAGUAUUCCUUAACGAAUCCCUGGUCACCCCAUUCCCGGUGGUCGUACCAUCCAACAACGUCGCCCAAACUUUCUUCCUCAACGUCGACCAAGUGGGCUUCGCCUACCGCUGGAGACUCGGCAACACAAGCUUCGGUCUCGAACUCGAAGAGUCGCAACCGCUGCUGUUCAAUCAAACCGCCAUUCCCAGCGACUUGAUCAUCAGGACAAAUAAUAACACCUGGGUGGACCUGAUCAUUCAGGUGACUACCGUUCUACAGCCCCCACACCCGAUCCACAAGCAUUCAAAUAAGCAUUUCCUGAUCGGUCAAGGUAACGGGGUGUUCAAUUGGACUUCUGUUGCUCAGGCUGUACAGGAGUCUCCUGGUAGUUUCAAUUUGGCGACACCGCAGAUUCGAGAUACGUCUGUUACUCUGGCGCCAAUCACGGGGCCCACUUGGAUGGCUCUCCGGUAUCAAGUUGUCAAUCCAGGCGCUUUCUUGAUGCAUUGCCAUAUUCAGGUUCACCAGAGUGGUGGUAUGGUCUUGGCUAUAUUGGAUGGAGUUGAUGCUUGGCCGACCAUUCCACCGAGAUAUUUAAAUGAUUCUGGAUUCUAA